AUGCGACGAAACGUCGCCCUUGUGGCCUGUCUGGCCGCGUUUUCUAGCGUUGCUGACGCCUUUUGGCGUCUUCCUUGUCGUGGACGAAGUGGUGUGGCUCGAAUUGAUCCCAUAAUGGCCCCGGGGAAACCAUCAGACCACGUCCAUGUGGUUCACGGAUCAGGAGGUUUCUCUAUGUCAUCGGGCGAGGCGGACCUGAAAAAUGCGGAUUGUACCUCAUGCGGGGUGAAGCAGGACAAGUCGGCUUACUGGGCCCCCGCGCUAUACUUCAUGCAUGAGAAUGGCGAUGCUGAGCUUGUCAACGAAGUGGGCGGGAUGCUUGCUUACUACUUCCUCAACGGACAGAAUGUGACGGCAUUCCCUGAGAACUUUCGUAUGAUUGCCGGCGAUCCGUUUCUGCGUAACUUCCCUUGGCCAGUCCCCGAUCCUCCAAAGUCCGAGUGGUCUGGCAAUCAAUCCUCACAGGACGCUCUUCGCCAGAAAGCCCUGGGUUUCAACUGUUUGAACUAUAACAAAUCACCCGAGCCGUCGCUGGGCCGCCACUUCCUGCCAAAUAAGACCUUCAUGGAUGAGCACUGUACUGAUGGUGUCCGAUUUGAAUUGAUGUUUCCGUCAUGCUGGAACGGCAAGGAUGUUGACUCCAAGGAUCACAGGUCGCACAUGGCCUACCCAUCCCUGGUCAUGGACGGGGAUUGUCCGGAUGGCUUCGAGACCCGCCUUGUGUCGCUCUUCUAUGAGACUAUCUGGGACACAUAUGCGUUCAAAGACAAGCAGGGCACUUUUGUUCUUGCAAACGGCGACCCAACUGGAUACGGCUACCAUGGAGACUUUAUCUACGGCUGGGAAUCUGGGGUUCUUCAACAGGCCGUGGAUGAAUGCACCAAUCUGUCUGGUCGGGUGGAAGACUGCGACUUAUUCCAUCUUCAGACAGAUGCCGAGCAGGCGCAGUGCAACUUCACCAUGCCAGAAGAACUGAAAAGCGAGAACGUGUACCUUCACAAGGGUGGCUUGCCGAAUAACAUUGCCAUCCAGUAUGGGCCUGCGUAUGCAAGCCCAGUCCGGUAUACCAACCCUGGCCAUCAUACUUCGGCAAUAUUGCCCGAGCCAAGCAUUGCUAUUGGUGCUUCUCUCGAUGGUGCUACUGUUGAUCUUGGAAAUAUCCACAUUGGCGUAACACUGGGCGCCCCGUCUACUACCUCUAGUUCAACUACUCUCUCGACCUCAAUUCUCCCAUCCUCGACACAGUCUUCGACCUCGACCACUUCAGCAGCUUCAGCGGCUUCAGCCUACUUUCUCCAAACAACCACUUCAACUACACCAACCACCACCUGGACACCUACUCCUACCACCGCUUAUGUCGAAGGCGUUGUCACUCAGAAGAUCGUGUACGUUGAGCAGGAGAUUCUCAUCCUCACGGAUGAAAAAGGGGCGCCUGUCACAACAGAGACAGGUGGAUUGGAGACAGUCUCCACUUCUACAUCCACGGUGAACAAGGUUGUAUCAACAGUCGUGACUACGCCCACCGAGCCUCCUGCCAAACGUGAUGACCAUAGCCAUAGCCAUUCCCGGCAUGUCCAUCGGCGUCAUCGUCACGGACAUGCCCAUCGAAGAUGA
Aspergillus luchuensis is the source of this 1614-nucleotide messenger RNA. Its product is annotated as DUF1996 domain-containing protein. NCBI's taxonomy places the organism in Eukaryota, Fungi, Ascomycota, Eurotiomycetes, Eurotiales, Aspergillaceae. Bases 1 to 1614 code for a protein of 537 amino acids. The transcript has 3 exons. The record is from RefSeq and is a predicted model, not a curated record.